CGUGUACUCAACGCGUAGUCUAUUCUAUGAAUCGCGUUUGAUGGUACGUCCAAUAGAGUUGGAUAGCAUUGUGUGUAUAUAUUCUUUUGUGGUAUAUUCUAUAGUUUUGCGCGUUUCUUUUAACCAAUAAACAUCUAAUAUUAUGUCAUAUGCAUUUUCAGCACUUGUCGUUAUAUCAGUUGUUGUGGAUGAGCAGGUCGCUUCAUAUAUUCAUAUGCGAUAUGCGAUAUGCGAUAUACAAAUAUUUACUAAAGAAAGAUGUCAGAUUCUAUGUGAACUCUGGGCUUUAGCAUGAUAGAUAAAAUGAUCCGUGUGAUUUUUCACACUCGUCAUAGUACACUUGGUAACAUUAUAUGUUAAUUAUUUCCAACCGUGGAAUUCCAUAUAAAUCAAUUUAAAAUAUAUAAAUAAAUUUUAAAAAAUCAUAUUUUACGGUUAUAAUAGCAGUGAAAUAUUAAGUGUUGAACGAGUUUAAAUUUUAGUGAUUCUUCACUUGAUCUCUUUUGUUAUCACGUACGAAAAUAAUUAUAGUGUUUUUGAAGCUUGUGCUGCUGUUUUCAUUAUUAAUUUAUGUUCUCUUCUUCAUAUUAUCUUAUUAAUUUGGUCAAUGGGUACCAUGCGCGUACCAGUCUCGACCCAUUCAAGUGCAGUGAACAUGCUUAUAAAUAAUUAAAAGUGUUAAAAAAAAAUUAUUUAAAGUGUAAAUUAAAAAAUGGAUAAAAUAACGAAUAUGGAGGAAUCAGGAAUUGAUAUGGGUUUUGAUCUUGCCGCGCUCACAAGUGAUGAAAAUGUCGAUGUUGAUUAUAACGAUUACGAUCAGGUUCUGUCAAUGCUCUGCAAUUCUCAAGAUUUUGUAUAUUAUGAAAUAAAAAGUCGGGCGCCAAAUACAUGCAGUCCUCCGACAUUUAAAACUGCAACACCAACUUCGAGGACACAAUUGAAACUUCAAUUGAUGCGAGAACAGUUACAAGAGCAGGAAAGAAGAGAGGCUGAAUUUCGUCAGAGUUUACAACAACAGAAGCCAAUAGCGGCAACUCCAAAGCCUGUUCCUGGUGCACAAUUAACAACAAUAGGUGUUGAUGUUCCUCCACAAGUUCUUCAAGUGCGAACACUUUUAGAAAAUCCUACGCGUUACCAUGUGGUACAGAAACAGAAGAAUCAAGUUCGACAGUAUCUCCACGAGUCAUUUUGGUCAGCUGAUAGUGAAGCCGCACAGAAGAUUGCGGGUUCUAAUAGUGGUUCUGAAGGUGAAAAUGUCGGCAGUAUUACAUCAAACAUAGGAAUGUCCCAAGUACCAAUGACAGUUCAAAGUGCUCCACCGGGACUAACGCAUCAUCAGCUAAAGCCACAUCACCCUGAUCUUGCAUCUUACCCCCAUACAUCGUCAUUCCUUUCUCAGGUAUCUGGUGUUUCAGCCAGCCCUGACCUAACUGGUGGUACUAUGUCACCCGGACUUUCAAGCGUCGCUACUAGUAAUUCAGAGGCAGAAGAUCUUUUAGAUGACAUCUUAUCAUUUGAGAAUGGAUCCUUGAAAGAUGGUCACACCGGAAGUCAUACAACUAGUUUACCAGAUUUACAAAUAAAACCGGAACCAUUGUUACUUACUGACGCAGAAAUUCAUGCCCUUGCGAAAGAUCGUCAGAAAAAGGAUAAUCACAAUAUGAUUGAGAGAAGACGAAGAUUUAAUAUCAACGAUAGGAUCAAAGAACUCGGGACACUGCUACCAAAAACGAAUGAUCCGUAUUAUGAAAUUGUUAGAGACGUGAGACCAAACAAAGGAACGAUAUUAAAAUCUUCAGUAGAGUACAUUAAGCUUUUAAAAAACGAGUUAACUCGAAUGAAACAGUGUGAAAUGAGGCAUAAGCAGCUAGAGCAUCAAAAUCGUCGGCUUCAACUACGAGUUCAGGAACUGGAACUUCAAGCGAAAACUCAUGGUCUUCCUGUAACAGACUUUCAUUGGGCUUCUACGUCUGCUGGUGCUAUCAAUUCCAUUUGUAGGAGUAAAAAUGACAAAAGAAAAAAAUUGUUGCAGAUGCCAGAUGUCAUGACGGAAGAGACGUCAGUACUGAGCUUGGCACAAUUUGAAGAUCUGAUGGAAGACGAUGGGGGAGGUCCUGUUCAUGGAGGUGAUCCGAUGCUGUCAUCGCCACAUUUGCCACCCCUUAGUCCUCCUGAGUCUGCCUGUCAUCCUCUUCCGGAUGAAGAUACCCUUGGAAGCUUGGUACCUACCCCAUCAAAUUCAUCAUCCGAAAUGGAUAUAGUGGCAUAACCAGCAGCUUUUGUUUUCACUUACGUUACUGGGCUCUUAUUCGCAUCGAUAAUUGAUUCGUUACACGAUCAAUUGUUGUAAGACUGUGAAUAAUUGUUAUAAUUAUCGGGUCAAAAGAUUUUAAACAAUAGCACAGUCAAAUGUUAAUAAAAACUAAAUAAUAAAGUAACUAAUUGGAAAUAAAAUCGAUCGUUACUUUUGAGGCUCCUUUCAAACAUCGGCUGUUUUAUUUGUUAGAAGUUGACGGAAAUCAUAUUGACACUUAAAACUUUCAAAAAUAUAUGUACGUCACGUCCCUUUUAUAUCGGCCACAACGAACAGAAAAAACUAUGAUAUACUUGCCAUGUAAAAAGCAAUUGCUUUAGAUAUAUGUCUCGUAAUGAUACUUGUUGUACAUAAAAUUGAAUAUAACUAUUGAAAAACUUUUUAACACCCUUCAAUUAAUUAUUUAAUGAAAGACAAAUUAUAAACUCAGAGAAUUUUAUAGUAUUUUUUACACAAAAAAUUUAUAGGAAAAUUACUAUACUAAUAUUAGCGUGAGGACAGUAUGGAAUUAUGGUACAAAUUACUGAUAACAUAGAAAUUUUUUAGAUAAAUCUUACAGAAAUUACGAUGUGCAUUGUACACUGAUAGAAAAACUAUCUUGAUUCAAGAAAAAUUUUUUCUUCAAAAUGUGGUUCUUGUUUUAAAAUUUUGAAUUGUUUUAAUUCAAGAAAUAAGUCCUUGAACCGAAAAAUUGAAAUUCUCGGAUAGAGAAAAAAAAUUCUUUGUUUGAGAAUUUGAUUUUUCGAUGAAGCCUUUUUUGUUUUGAAACAAAAUUCUGACAUAUUUCGUUCAAGAAUUUCUUGCUCUUGGAUUAAGAUAGGCAAAAUCUAGGUUUAAGACAUUAUCGACUCGUUUCGAGAAUGGCGCGGUUUUUAAAUCAAGAUAUCAAUUUACUCAGCUUGAAAAAAAACUUUUUUUUUUAUUUUAAAAGUAAAAAGUUUUAAAGUGAUUUUUUAGGACUACAUUCAUUUACUUCAGAUAUGUUAAAGUAGAAAUUUAUUUUUAAAAAAAUUUUUUUUUUCAUUACUUUAAAAACAUCUUCUAUCAAGGAAUUAUUACUUGAACCAAAAAUUUAAAGUUCUUAAAAUAAUAAUACGACAUUUUUAGUUGAAGACAAGUGGUCUUGCUUGAAGAAUUCGACAGUAUCGAUUGAAGAUAAUAUAGUUCCGGGUCAAGACACGAGAGUUAUCCAUCGAAGAUACAAAAUCUAUAGAGCCAAGAAAAUCUAAAUCAAGACAAGAAUUUCUUGAAGCAAGACAAUUUGUUUUCUUCAGAAAUAAAUUCUUGGCUCAAGAAAAUAUUUCUUGAGUCAAUAUAAAUUUUCUAUCAGUGUAUGGAUCACAAGGCAACAGAUUAAAUUUCAUUGCUGAAAUUUUUAUUAGCUGCAUCGUAAUUAAUUAUGUUAAAUAAAUUAUCACUUAUUUAUUGAAAUAAAUCAUCAUUAACACUAAUAACAACAGUCCAUCUACUAAAUUUAUCCAAAAUUUCAUAAGCAUUAGGGUGUUCGUUAUUUCCCAAAUUAUAUUUUUUUACUUGACCGUGGUAUUUUAAUGCCGUUUAACCCUGUCUAUGUAAUGGUACUUUUCCAUUUUAGUACAAUGAGAAAAAUUUUAUUACUCGCUUAAAAAUAAGUGUACCGACCAUAACUGAAACAUAUUUUUGUAGGAAAUUGACUGCUCUUCAAAAAAGGUCUCUUAUGUUUUUUUUGUGGAUCUAACCAUUUGAGAGAUAUUGAAGGUCAAAGUUUGAUUAGUUUAAGACAAAAUAUCGUUCUCAAAAAAUUUUUGGGUAAUUUUUAUUAUAAAAUUCUCUGCGUGUAGAAUCAAAAGAAAAUACUGCUCACUAUUUACGAAAUAAAAAUAUCAAUUGAAAGUGCUUUAAAGUAAUGAAUAUUGUACAGAUUAGUAGUGGACCUUAUAAUUUAGUGGUUACACAAAUAUUUGAAAGUCUCAUAUUUAAAACAAUUUACAGACUCAUUAGUUUUUAAUAAAAAUAAAUCCAAAUACGGUACUUUUAUUUAGAAUUAAUAACAGAUCUUACAUAAGUAAUCAAUUCUAUAUUUUUUUAAAAAUCAUAACUGAUGUUAUAUAGCAAAAAGUAAACAGUGAUAUAGAAUAUUUUUCCGUAAUCUGCUGAUGAUUAGUAUUUGAUAUUUUUAGAUGUAUGAUAAUUAGGGCGAUCCAAAAAAACCGACUAUUUUUUUCUUUUUCAAGUCUCUUAUGAAAAUUUGUUGGUAUAAGAUGUUUUAAGAAGCCUCUCCGAAAAUCAGCUUGUUAAAAAAUUUUUAAGAGAACGCUCAGAAAUUUCGAAAAUAUCAAAAAUGAUUCAAAUUCGGAUUUUUUGUUUCUAAAUUUUUUCUUUCUCGUGGCACAAACAGUUUAUAUUUGUAAAAUCACGAAUAUACUGAAAAUUUCAGCCCAAAAUUUAAAUAUUCAAUGGGCGCUCAAGAAUUUUGACUAUUAACUGAAAAAUUGUAACUAAUACUUUGAAUUAGUUUUUGUAUUUUUUUGUAACUCAAUUAUUGUCAUUUCACUUAAAUAUAACUUUUGCAUAACCGAAAAUAUACGGGACAGUCUUAAACAAUGAAAUUGGGUAAGUUUUGAAUAAGCAAAAAAACCUACCCGAUGAAAAAAAUUUUAUACAAUUGUAUAGAAUUAUAUAUCAAUUAUAUAUGGACUAUAUAUAAUUAUAUAUAGACUAUGUAUAAUUGGAUAGAAAAAAUGGCCCGAUCCAAUUGUAUACAAUUU
Microplitis mediator is the source of this 5061-nucleotide messenger RNA. RefSeq names its product microphthalmia-associated transcription factor (gene Mitf). Gene Ontology annotation, biological process: regulation of transcription by RNA polymerase II. The transcript has 7 exons. Bases 713 to 2269 code for a protein of 518 amino acids. The record is from RefSeq and is a predicted model, not a curated record. Gene Ontology annotation, molecular function: protein dimerization activity; RNA polymerase II cis-regulatory region sequence-specific DNA binding; DNA-binding transcription factor activity, RNA polymerase II-specific. NCBI's taxonomy places the organism in Eukaryota, Metazoa, Arthropoda, Insecta, Hymenoptera, Braconidae. Gene Ontology annotation, cellular component: nucleus.